AUGAUCAGGCGGCUACUGGUGCCAAGGAACCAGACAUACGAAAACUGGCAAAGGCCCCGCCUGCCCCCCGGGCAGGGAAGCCCCUGCGCGGCUUCGGAAGCGCCUCCGCUCCGGCUCCUCCGCCUGGGCGGAGCAAGGGCGGCGCCUUCUCCUUCUUCUCCUUCUUCCCCGCGACGCGCUCCCCGGCCGGGCGCGGCCAGGAACUGGCAGCCGGGGGCCAGGCGAGCAGAGUGGGGCGGCGGCUCCUCGGGGCCGGCGCUUGGCCAGGCUGAGCGGCGGGCGGAGGCUGAAGGUCGCUGGGGCAGGAAGUUCCCGUUCCCGGGCGGGCCCCAGCAGGCAGCUGCGCUGCAAUGCGAGGCGGGGCGGGCGGGCGGAGGCGGCCGGGGGAGCCGCCUCCUGGCCCGGCCGCGGAGGAGGGAUUUAGCCGGAGCUGCGCGGCUGCCAGCGCCGGAGUCCUCCCCGGCAAGGACGCGCGGGCACCUCUCCGGAGCCGGCGGCGCGCCAAGGCGCAGCGCCCGAGCGGCCCCCGGGAGAGGCAUGCGGCUGCUUUGGGGGCUCGGCGCGCUCCUGGCUUGCCUCGGCUCGGCGGAGCCCCACGCGAAGAAAGCCGGCGCGGCGCCCGGGGAGCGCGGCCGCAGAGCGCAGGGCACGGAUGGCGAGGCCUGGCACUGGCGGGAUGAGCGGACUUGCCACUGGUCCAUUAUGCCGAGGAUACUGCAAGGCAACCAGAGCCUCAGCUUGGAGGUGGCGGCAUUGGGGCGGAACGGAUUCCCGGCUCAACUGCAGAUCGCUCUGGAGGUGGAGGGGGACCACCUUCUUCUAGAUUUGGCACAGAAUUGGGAACUGCUGGCGGGUGCCCAAGGACUGGCAUAUUAUCUUCCCGAUGGAACCAGGGCGAUGCAUCAGACCAGCCAAGAGGGGAAUUGCUGUUAUCGGGGUAGUAUCCAGGGACUCCCUGAGUCUUGGGCCAAUAUCUGCAUUUGCUCAGGUCUAAGUGGGCUCCUGGUCGUGUCCAGGAGCCGAAGCUACAGCUUCGAGUCACAUGUCAAGGGGGACACAAUGGAUCACACAGCCUACAGGCUGCAUUCCGUCAGAAGCAGCACAGGAGAAUGUACACCAGUUUCUCUGUCCCAUGGACAGCAUCAACAGAUGGAGCCACCUCUGCUACAUAGGAAUAAGCGGCAGGCGGAACCUGAACACGCAUACGUGGAACUGGUGAUGGUGGCUGACCAUGCCGAGUUCGUGCUGGACCCUGACCUCGACCGAAUCCGGAUACGGAUGCUGGAAAUCGCUAGCCAUAUGGAUGGGUUUUACCGUCCGUUGGGCCUGCGGGUGGCGCUCGUGGGCUGUGAAGUCUGGAACCAGAGGGACCAGGUGCCCAUGGACGGGCCCGCUCAUGCCGUGCUGGAGCGGUUUCUGCGCUGGAGGCAGCAGGUGCUCCUGCCGAAGGUCCCUCACGACAGCGUCCAGUUGAUCACGGGCUUCCCAUUCACCCGUGGUGCGACAGGGACAUCCACUCACGCUUCUAUCUGCUCCGGGCGCUCUGGUGGGCUCAGCUUGGACCACUCUGUCAGCCCACUGGUCAUGGCUUCCACCGUUUCCCACCAACUAGGCCAUAACCUAGGCCUCAGCCACGACGGUUCCGAUUGCGGCUGCGAUGGCUCCAGCCCCAACCUUCCCCCUGGCCGCAGCUGUAUCAUGGAGCCUCCCUCGGGAUUAAUGCCCGGCCUCAGUUUUAGCCGUUGCAGCCACCAGCAACUCAAACAGAUCCUUCAGAGCAGCCGGGUCUGGUGUCUCUGGGAUGUGCCCGAGCCGACCCGUCUUAAUAAGUCCCGCUGUGGGAACCGCCUUGUGGAACUGGGCGAGGAAUGCGACUGCGGCCUCCGAGAGGAAUGUACAGAUCCAUGUUGCAACGCAGCCACGUGCAAACUGGUGCCUGGUGCUCAGUGUGCCACUGGGGGAGCCUGUUGUCAUAAGUGCAAGCUGCGGGGGCCUGGUUUUGUCUGCCGCUCAUCGCAGAAUGAAUGUGACCUUCCUGAAUUCUGCAAUGGCGUCUCCCCGCGCUGCCCCACCAAUGUCCACAAAAUGGACGGGACGCCCUGUGGAGAAGGCAAAGCCAUUUGUUACGGAGGGGCCUGCCCCACCUACAUGGAGCAGUGUCAGGAAGUUUGGGGUCCAGAUUCGGUCCCUGUCUCUGAUGCAUGCAUGGCUUCUCUGAACGGCAGGGGGGACCUGGAGGGUCACUGUGGACAACUUCCCAAUGGCUCCUAUAUUCCUUGUGCCCAACGGAAUGCCCGGUGUGGACGAUUGCAGUGCCACGGGGGCAGUGCCAACAUUACAAAGCAAGAUAAGAUCGGGGUGUCGCCUGCCUGCCCGCAUAACACACCUCCUCCUGCCAAUGACAUUCUGGAUUUGGCCAUGGUGUUGCCGGGCACGGCUUGUGGGCCUGACAAGUUCUGCAUCGAUCAGCGGUGCCAGGAUCUUCCGGCUCUGAAGUUUCCGGUGUGCCUUUGCAACGGGCACGGGGUAUGCAACAACAACGGAAACUGCCAUUGCCUGUCGGGUUGGACGCCCCCGGACUGCCAGAGCAGGGGGCAAGGGGGCAGCAUAGACAGUGGCUCGCCUGCAAUGGAGCGAGGCAGUGCCACCUCGACGGCCGUGAUCUUGAGCAGCCUCUUCCUCGUCCUGCUGUUAGCCCUCGGCCUCUUUUGUGCCAAGCGAGUCGGUCUGCACAAACGCCUCUGCCAGUUCGGCAAGGGCACAAGCUGCCAGUACAGAACUGAGGCAGAGUCCCGGGUGCAAUUCCUCCACCCGUCUGAACGGAGAGGAAUCACCCAGCCUGAGCCCCGAAGUUACAGUCGGCCCCCCCCGCAACGGCCCCAAUCCCCCCAGUGGAGACAGAGCACUGAACUUCAGCUUAUGCCGAGCAGUAAGCCCACCCCUCUUGGCGACACGCGGCCGGAUCCUCCAUCUAAGCCGCUUCCACCCGACCCGAUUCCGAAAAGUCAACAGGCUGUGGCCAUGGACAGGCCAGCGCCCCCUACGCGCCCGCUGCCUGCCGACCCCAUUCCUAAAGCUGCACAGCCCCCUGGUCCUGCCAAGCCCCCACCUCCUCGAAAACCGCUCCCUUCCGACCCACCCCGGACUGAGCCAUCUGCCAUCCCGAGCUACAAUCCUCAGAUCUUGACACUGCCGGCCAGGCCUGCUCCUCCUCCUCCACCCACGUCGGCUGGUCUCCCAGCACACGUCCAAGAAGUCUAAGCCCACCCCUGCGCCCUUGAGAACCUGACAAUGUUUGGACUUGCCUGCCUCUGGCUCCAGCUCGGGCCUGCCCCUCUCUAGCCAAGACGGGCUGCGGGGGACGCCGACGCCAGCUCUUUCUUGGUGCUUGCUCCGCUGGUUUUGGCUGCAGGCUCGGCAGAGAACUGUCAGCAUCCUUGGCAAGAAUUGGGGCCGCUCUUUCCGCAAACGGAGAACGUCACACCGCAGACUCGGCCCCAGCCCCACAGUUUGGCUCACAGCCUCCGCCUUGCUGAGGUUUCAGGAUCUGGAAGCAAGGGGCUGUGAGAAAGUGGGAAAGUCUUUGCACUGGGAAUAAGGGGGCAAGAUCCCUCAACGAAGCUGUGUGUGAGAGUGAGUGAAUGCUGCAUUGGUGCGUGUAUUUUCCGAGAUCCGAGUGCGAGUUCAAGGGCUGGUGUUCCUGAACGGAACCCUCCCCGCUCCAAUCCUAGCAGGAAUUUCCCCUUAACUUAGACGUACCGGGCAGCUUUCGUCUUAAUAAUCUGCAACCAUUUCAAUAAAAGCAGACUGGAUCACGCUUA
Messenger RNA from Eublepharis macularius, 3821 nucleotides. It is a transcript of the gene ADAM15, whose product is annotated as ADAM metallopeptidase domain 15. Gene Ontology annotation, biological process: proteolysis; innate immune response; integrin-mediated signaling pathway. The coding region runs from base 1 to 3261 and encodes 1086 amino acids. NCBI's taxonomy places the organism in Eukaryota, Metazoa, Chordata, Lepidosauria, Squamata, Eublepharidae. Gene Ontology annotation, molecular function: integrin binding; metalloendopeptidase activity. The record is from RefSeq and is a predicted model, not a curated record. The transcript is spliced from 26 exons.